AUGCGCUGCUCCUAUAUUCUCGGGCUAAUCACAACAGCCAGCUCGAUUGCAUUUGCUGCAACACUUAAUUUCAGGCAAUCCGCAACGACAGAAGUCUACAAGUUCCCAGGACCUCCAGCAUGGGCCGAGGGUAUUGCAGCGCGUUCCACCGGCCAGCUCCUCGUCUCGUUCUUCGACGGCGGCGAGCUGUGGUCACUUGACCCUACCACCAAAAACGCCUCGAAGGUAGCAACAUUCCCCGAUGCGACAUGCACGGGUGGCAUCACCGAGAUCGCACCGGACGUUUUCGCCGUUGUAGCUGGGAAAUUCACAUUUGCGGGCGGGAACACGGCGGGAUCCUGGGGAAUAUGGAAGGUGGACUUCUCGACGGGUGCUCCCAAGACUUCUCUGCUGAAGAAGGUUCCGGAGUCCAGGUUCUUCAAUGGAUUAACCACGCUGAAUAAUGACACGAUCCUGAUCGGUGACGCGGAAAAAGGUGCAGUGUGGAGGAUGAAUGUGAAUACGGGGAAUUACAGCAUUGCAAUUCAGGACGAGACUAUGGUGCCUGUACCAGGUGCUGCGGCCGCCAUGGGAAUAGACGGUCUUCGAUAUUCAAACGGCGUACUUUACUUCACCAACGUCUUUGGCAAUCGAUUUCACAAGGUCGCCGUUGACACAUCUGGCGCUAAAGCAGGAACCAUCGAUACGAUAUGGUCCGACACGACAGCAGAUGACCUGUGGGUGACCCCGGAUGGAACGUCGUACGUCGCAACGGGCGGAUCGAACAAAAUCCAGAAGGUGACGAGCGAUGGGAAAAUCAGCACGAUUGCCUCAGUAUCUAGUUCGACUGCCGUUACUCUAGGUAGGGGCCAGGCGGACAGAGAUACGCUGUACAUUAGCACAGGGAGUGGGUCAAUCUUUAGUGUGAAGGUUUAGGGGGUGGCCUGGCGGGAUUCGGGCUUAUCUGCAGCAAGAAGAAGAAGAAGUCGUCGUCGUGCGAAUUGGAAAAGAAUUAAGGCAAAUUGCAAGCCGUGACAGGAUGGAAAAUUG
Messenger RNA from Aaosphaeria arxii CBS 175.79, 1029 nucleotides. Its product is annotated as NHL repeat-containing protein. The transcript is spliced from 2 exons. NCBI's taxonomy places the organism in Eukaryota, Fungi, Ascomycota, Dothideomycetes, Pleosporales. The record is from RefSeq and is a predicted model, not a curated record. Bases 1 to 915 code for a protein of 304 amino acids.